AUGCGUGUCGAAGUGCCGAACGGAAGGGGUGGUACGCACUCACUCACCCUCAGCGACGUCCUCCAUGUGCCAUCAGCAGCGUUUACGCUGGUCUCCCUCCGGAAGGCGGACAGCAAGGGCUACAGCUCCACCAUCGCAAACGGUGUACUCUCCCUCACCCAUCGCGCGACUAGCGAUGUCAUUGCCCACAUCCCCGAGCAUCACGGACUAUACCAGGUCGCUAGUACCGACUACCACGCCUGUGCCGCACUCGCGGCCUCUGGGGACGCACCGUCACGUCAGCUGCUCGACGACAUUGAGCUCCACCGUGUCAUGGGUCACAUCUCCGUCAAGGCGGCUCGCGACAUGGUUGACAAGGGGCGCGUGGAGGGUAUCACCAUCACCGACCGGUGCGCACAACCUCAGUGCAGCGUGUGCAUCUCUGCGAAGAUCACUCGCGCGCCUGUCCCGAAAGCCGCAGACGGACGCGGUGCAGCCGAGCUCGGUCUACGCGUCAAAGCGUACGGGGACCGCAUCGACGCGGACACCUGGGACCCUGGCCAUACGUCCAUUGGGGGCAGCAAGUACGCUACUCUCUUCGUCGAC
Messenger RNA from Epithele typhae, 585 nucleotides. RefSeq lists its product as uncharacterized. The transcript has a single exon. The record is from RefSeq and is a predicted model, not a curated record. The annotation marks the transcript as partial. Lineage: Eukaryota; Fungi; Basidiomycota; Agaricomycetes; Polyporales; Epitheliaceae.